Cheilinus undulatus (humphead wrasse) is the source of this 2929-nucleotide messenger RNA. It is a transcript of the gene drd1a, whose product is annotated as dopamine receptor D1a. Gene Ontology annotation, cellular component: membrane. NCBI's taxonomy places the organism in Eukaryota, Metazoa, Chordata, Actinopteri, Labriformes, Labridae. The record is from RefSeq and is a predicted model, not a curated record. Gene Ontology annotation, molecular function: G protein-coupled receptor activity. The coding region runs from base 621 to 1739 and encodes 372 amino acids. The transcript has 2 exons. Gene Ontology annotation, biological process: adenylate cyclase-activating adrenergic receptor signaling pathway.
AGGACGCAGCGAGCGCGGUGAUGGCUGAGUGACAUUUCAUGACUGUCUGUGUGUGAUGUGUGAUCGUGAACAACAGUCAUCUUUGAGGAGAGCGUAUAUGACGCGAUCGGACUGUUUUUUUUGGGGGGGAUCUAUUUUAACCGGAUGUGGAGCCCAGAUGCCCUUUGGAUCGACUUUACGCAGGGAAGAUCUCAUGGAAUCCACGGGGCAUUUAUUGUGAAAUUUAAAAUCAGGCUGCAGCAUCCGUGUGUCAACAAGAACGAGGGCUUCUGAUGGUCAGAGUCAGCAAGGAAAGGAUUCCUGUACGACAGCAGCUUGAGAUUUCCAGCAGAGGAGCUUACAGCCUCAUCAUUACACCCAGGAAUUAAGUUACAACUGUCAGUUCAGGAGUGCAGCUCAAAUGAUGUCAGGGCCAGUGUACAAGGUCAGGAGGCUAAUUUCCAGCCAAGAGAGGGUUGACCUCAAAGAUCCCUUCUCUUAUCAUCCAACAGAUGAUGCAUUCAUGGGGAUUUCUUUGCAAGGCUUGAACAGAGGAGCCUCCUAAAUUCUGGCCCUGUGGAUGUAAUGUAGCUCCACUCUCCAGCAUGACUUAAACGCCCCCCCACGGCACGUGUUCUGGGAUGGAUCGCAUGAACUUCACAACAGUCAUCGACUCUGGGUUUCUGGACGAGGCUCCAUCCAGCCGCGUCCUCACCGGCUGCUUCCUCUCCCUCCUCAUCCUCACCACCUUGCUGGGGAACAUGCUUGUUUGUGCCGCCGUCACUAAGUUCCGACACCUGCGUUCAAAGGUGACCAACUUUUUUGUGAUCUCGCUGGCCGUGUCGGACCUCUUGGUGGCCAUCUUGGUGAUGCCGUGGAAGGCCGUGACGGAGAUAGUUGGGUUCUGGCCGUUUGGCUCCUUCUGUGACACCUGGGUGGCUUUUGACAUCAUGUGCUCCACGGCAUCCAUUUUGAACCUUUGCGUCAUCAGCUUGGACCGCUACUGGGCCAUCUCCAGUCCGUUUCGCUAUGAGAGGAAGAUGACACCCAAAGUGGCCUUUGUGAUGAUAAGUGUGACCUGGACGCUGUCUGUGCUCAUCUCCUUCAUUCCAGUGCAGCUCAGCUGGCACAAGGCCCAAACUAAAUCCUACACCCCUCUUUCUGGGUCAUCGGGCUCUUUGGGUCUGAACGGUUCGUCUCACAGCAGCCCGGAAAACUGUGACUCGAGCCUGAACAGGACGUACGCCAUCUCCACCUCUCUCAUAAGCUUUUACAUUCCUGUGGUUAUCAUGGUGGCCACCUACACUCAGAUCUACCGCAUCGCCCACAGACAGAUCCGGAGAAUCUCCGCACUGGAGCGAGCGGCCGAAAGCGCCAAGAACAGACAUGACAGCAUGGGCGGAGGCUCCAGCAUCGCAGAGUCCGAGAGUUCCUUCAAAAUGACGUUCAAGAGGGAGACCAAGGUGCUGAAGACGCUGUCAGUGAUCAUGGGGGUGUUUGUUUGCUGCUGGCUCCCAUUUUUCAUCCUUAACUGCAUGGUGCCAUUCUGCGAGCAGUCGAGCAGAGGGGAGGCUUUCCCCUGCAUCAGCCCCACCACUUUUGACGUGUUCGUGUGGUUCGGCUGGGCUAAUUCCUCCCUCAACCCCAUUAUAUAUGCCUUCAAUGCAGAUUUCCGCAAGGCCUUCUCCAUCCUGCUGGGCUGCCACAAACUAUAUCCAGGAGGCCACAACAUAGAGACAGUCAGUCUAAACAAGAAAUGACUCAUGACUCUCGCAGCACUGACUCAUCCUUAAUGCUAAGAGUCUGAGCAUUCCUGUGUAGGCUGGUUUGAUUGACUUCAAAUGAGGACGCUGCCUUUUGUGUUGACGCUAAGUGGGACUGAAGGGUAUGGUAACCCUAUAUGUACCUGUGUUUGCGUUAGUCGAGUGGCCUGUACCCGUGCAGGCAGUCAGAGCGAGCUCAUCUCGGUCUCCGCGCUGUCAUUCCAACGGAAGGAGCCCCCUGAAAAACGAGAGGAGAUUUUGGAGAUUGAGAUUAAGACUGCGUGCUGCUGUGCCAGGGCGCAGGGAGCACAGCGGUGCUGACACGCCCCUGGGAUAGAUAAUCCCAUGACUGGGCAGCACACGACCUAAUGCUGUCAGACACUACUCUCUUCAAUACCAUCACACACAAACGCAAACACAAACACUGUCAAAACAUGCUCAUCCAAAGACGGCGUAAAUGCUGCACCCAGCAUGCACACUCCAAAAAUUCCCAUGAUGGCACACAGACAUGCUGUUCCUCAUUAGGUUAACAUCGUGAGCUCUGCAAGGAUUCCAGCAGAAAAGCAUCAAACCAAAUCAUGUUUCCUCCAAAAUAAACACGUAGGUAAAGAACAUCACAUGGAAUUUCACAUUUAAACAAGAACGAGAGCAGAUUUAUUUAAGCCUUAUCCUUUAAUGGUGUUGUUUUAAAAUCUUGGAUGAAAAUGUGCUCUUUGACUUCUUUUGGAAGUUGGCUGCUUGUGAAAAUGCAGCUCAUAUCUCACUACUGAUGCCUGUUCAUGAUUGUUAUUUAUAUCUCAUCUAAAUGACAUUUUGACUUCCUGCCACAUUUAUUUAACAGAAAUCUCAUAAUUUAUUAAAACACUGCCGGUUUCUUCAUAAGAAAAGACCUAAACAGAGGUGUUGUUUGCCUUGUGGUGUCUUUGACUUGUGCUUAUUUAGAGGCUGAUACAGAAUCAGUACUGACUGCAUUGUGCUUCGAGUGAAUCAGUUUUAAUGUUUGCUCCUGAAGGGAAUAUUAAAGAUCAAUCUUUGAUCAACUUGGCUUCUUCAGAAACGAGUUUGCCUUCAUUCCUAGUUUUGUUCAUAUUGUUUGCACUUAGGUAAUUGUUGAAAUCCGGGAGCAUCCGUCUGAUCAGGUUUCUUUCCUCGUCGGAUUUCACGGUGUUAGACGACACACUUGUAAA